UUUGGCCCACCGCCGCACCAGGGCGGACCUCCUCACCAUGGCGGCCACAGACCACAUCAUCCACCACUUCCCCCAUUCUUCGCCAACUUGACUGAUGAAGCUUUCAAACAAUUUUUCAGGAUUGUCAAAGACCGCAAUCUUACAAAAGCAGAACGAGAAAGCAAGCUGCGUAAAUGGGCUGCAGAUCAGGGAGAAGAAUUUGCAGAGAAGCAGUUUGUAUUUCAGAAACAGUUUGAUAAAAUGAGGAAAGGUCACGAGGAGCUUGAAGCUAAAGUCCAAAAGUUAGCAAAAGAAAUCCUCCAAAAUGUUACUGAUUUGAUAACUCAAAUAAGUGACAUAAAAAAUAAUACACAACUUAAAAUGGAUGAGGAGAAGGAACAGAUCAGAUCACUACUGUACAGUUAUCCAAGACCCUUAGUCAAAAUUAUGAAAUUGGCGAUACAUGCAGCCAUUAAAAGUACUGUGUCUUUCCAACCACAAGAACCAUUGUCAACCAAACCCUUCCCAACAGUAACGGAUUUUACAACGAUGUUUUAA
Enterobius vermicularis (human pinworm) is the source of this 537-nucleotide messenger RNA. The record is from the annotation of a GenBank genome assembly. Lineage: Eukaryota; Metazoa; Nematoda; Chromadorea; Rhabditida; Oxyuridae.